AUGAAAGAAAGGAACCUUAUUCUUGCUAUUGAUGUUGGGACAACAAACUGCAAGGCAGCUGUGAUCAACAAGUCUGGUCAGAUUCUUAAACUUGCAGUUAAACCAGUUUCUCUUAUCUCACCGUGGAAAGGCUGGUUCGAAAUAUGUCCCAACAAACUAUGGUCUGACAUUUGUUGCUUAAUUCGUACUGUUUCCGCAAACUUCAAGGAUCAGAUUCUCACAUUUGGAAUAUCUGUCCAAAGAAAUACUUUUAUCACUUGGAAUAAAGUUACUGGGGAAUAUUUGCACAAUUUUAUCACUUGGAUGGACAAACGGUCCAGUAAAAUGUGCUCUGAAUGGAAUGAUGGUUACCUAAAAAAUAUGGCACAGUGGGUAACUUGGAUUUUGGGAUCUCUUUGUGGCUCUCAUCGUAUGUUGUGUGCAUCAACAUUUAGUGUGAAAGAUAAUGCUAUUCCAAUGCGUCUUAAAUGGGUGAUAACGAAUAACAAGAAAGCUGCACAACUUUUGAAAAGUAAAGAACUCUGCUUUGGCACAAUUGAAACAUGGCUUAUAUGGAAACUGACAAGAGGUAGAACAUGGGCUACAGAAUUCAGUUGUGCUAGUUCUACUGGCAUCUUUGAUAUUUGGAGUCAGUCAUGGAGUUCACUUAUGACAUAUCUGUUUGGAAUCCCAGUUGAGAUGUUACCAGAUGUAAAACCCUCCAACGCAAACUUUGGAAAAGUCGACAAAAGCCUGGGCUUUGGUUUCUCAGUUCCUAUAACUGGCGUUCUGGGUGAUCAGCAAGCUUCAAUAUUUGGAAAUUUGCUCUAUGAUGUUGGCAAUGUAAAACUAACAUUAGGAACAAUUAUAUCUUGUAACAUAAAUACAGGGCGUGAAACACACCCUACUUCUAACACUAUAUAUCCUUUGAUUGGCUGGAAAUUGAAGGGAGAGGAGCCAUUCUUUAUAGCUGAAUUUUUUGCUGGUAAUGGUGGAAAAGCACUUGAUUGGACAGUGACUUCUGGACUAGUAAAGAGCAUCAGCGAAAUUGAUUCAGUGGCCAGGCAAGUUCCAAACUCAGAUGGUGUGAUAUUCGUUCCUGCUUUCAAUGGAGUAGAGGUCCCACUAAAAGAUGCCUUUGCUGAAACCUCCCUUUGUGGAAUUACAUUUAACACAAAAACAAGUCACAUUGUGCGAGCAGUUCUUGAAUCUCAAGUAUUCUUAAGUUGUCAUGUAUUAAAAUUCAUAUUCCAGUAUUACAGUAAGCCACCAGAAAUUGUAGUAGAUGGUGGCAUAAGUCGUUCUUCCUUUAUUUUAGAGUCUCUAGUGCAGUUAUCGUCAGUAAAUGUUCAGAAAUCUGAAUGUGUGGACGGAAGUCUAAUAGGAGCAGCUCUUCUUGCAGGGUUAGGAGCAGGCCUUUAUCAAUCUUUGACCGAUAUUAAGUCUUCUGUUAUGCUUGAUUUUAAACUAAUCACUCAGGAUUCAAAAUUUGCAGAUGAUCAAAUGAGAGAUAACCAUGAAAAAUGGCAUAUUUCAGUUGACAAAUGUGUUCACUGGUCUAACAGAUUAGCAUAG
Bolinopsis microptera is the source of this 1554-nucleotide messenger RNA. RefSeq names its product putative glycerol kinase 5. The record is from RefSeq and is a predicted model, not a curated record. The transcript has a single exon. Gene Ontology annotation, cellular component: mitochondrion. Lineage: Eukaryota; Metazoa; Ctenophora; Tentaculata; Lobata; Bolinopsidae. Bases 1 to 1554 code for a protein of 517 amino acids. Gene Ontology annotation, biological process: glycerol-3-phosphate biosynthetic process; glycerol metabolic process; phosphorylation. Gene Ontology annotation, molecular function: kinase activity.